Messenger RNA from Carassius auratus (goldfish), 3553 nucleotides. RefSeq names its product epithelial splicing regulatory protein 2 (gene esrp2). Gene Ontology annotation, molecular function: RNA binding. Lineage: Eukaryota; Metazoa; Chordata; Actinopteri; Cypriniformes; Cyprinidae. Bases 178 to 2298 code for a protein of 706 amino acids. The transcript is spliced from 17 exons. The record is from RefSeq and is a predicted model, not a curated record.
CAAAACCAGGUAACCAAGAGAAAACGAGACAGCGUGAAAAGCCUUGAGGGCGCGUUAUGGGGUUAGCGUGAGACGAACCGGGACUGUUUUUUUUUCUGCCUUCUUUACCAGUCAAACCAGUAACUCUGGAUAGAGAGCACACAAGUACUGCAACAGUUUUUACCCUUGUGGUCCCUGAUGGCUUCGCACAGUGAUACUCUGGUGGUGUUCUUUGGGGCAACAGCUGGUGCAAAUGGGGGUAAACUGGGGUCGGAUGAAAGGGAAUUAAUUCUCUUGGUGUGGCAAAUUGUGGAUCUACAUGAGAAUAAGGUGGGCAAGCUUCAGCGGACUCUAGUACAGCCGGACAGUGCGGAUCUGUCGGAGCAGUGCAAAGAGGAAACCGGGCUCACGGCGGACGAGCUGUGCAAGGCCGAGCCCCUGGAGAGCGUCUUGCAACAGUUUCAUCAGUCGGUGUCAGCUGAACUGAAGUCUCUGGGCAGAAGCUCCUACACGCUGUGUGUGGACGGACCACUGCUCAUUCGACAGGUGCUGCACCCUGAGGCCUCCAAAAAGAAUCUAGUGCUGCCAGAGUGCUUCUACACAUUUGUGGACUUGAAGAAAGAGUUUCACAAAUGCUGUCCAAACGCAGGCCCUGUCAAAGAUCUCACUCUCACCUCCAUGCUGGACUACGUGUGUAUUCCAGCAGCAGAGGAGCAGGAGGCUGGACUAAGGGAGGUGAAGAACAUGGUUUUGCUAAUUCUUCAUCUCCUGGAUGAGCCUUACAAUCACAAAUUCUCCACUUUUGAGAACGUAAACUACAAGUUUGAAUCCGGAGCAUGCAGCAAGACAGAAGCUGUGGACAGUGAGACGGUUAUCAGAGCUCGUGGGUUGCCAUGGCAGUCAUCUGAUCAGGACAUCGCUCGCUUCUUCAAGGGCCUCAACAUUGCCAAGGGUGGCGUUGCGCUGUGUUUAAAUGCUCAGGGCCGGAGGAACGGAGAAGCUCUGGUGCGCUUCAUAAACCCUGAGCACAGAGACAUGGCACUGGAUCGACAUAAACACCACAUGGGCAACAGAUACAUUGAAGUGUAUAAAGCGACUGGAGAGGAAUUUCUAAAGAUUGCAGGAGGCACAUCCAAUGAGGUAGCUCAGUUUCUUUCUAAGGAGAACCAAGUGAUAAUCCGAAUGCGUGGGCUUCCGUUCACUGCUACUCCUCAGGACGUUCUGGGCUUCCUUGGCCCAGACUGCCCAGUGACUGAUGGGACAGAGGGGCUUCUGUUUGUGAAGUACCCAGACGGACGUCCCACAGGCGACGCGUUUGUUCUCUUUGCCUGCGAGGAAUAUGCCCAGAAUGCCCUGAAGAAGCACAAACAGAUCCUGGGCAAGAGAUAUAUUGAGCUGUUCCGCAGUACUGCAGCUGAGGUCCAGCAGGUUUUGAAUCGCUACAUGUCCACUCCAUUGAUCUCCACCCUUCCUCCUCCUCCGCCUCCGAUGGUAUCUAUGCCUGUGUUAGCCUCGUCACCCUUCAUCACCACCGGCAGCACGCGAGACUGCAUUCGGCUGAGAGGUCUGCCGUACAUCGCUGCCAUUGAGGACAUCCUGGAGUUUAUGGGAGAACACACCAUUGAUAUCAAACCACAUGGGGUGCACAUGGUCUUUAACCAACAGGGUCGACCCUCUGGUGAUGCCUUCAUUCAGAUGAAGUCAGCUGACCGUGCAUUUAUGGUGGCUCAGAAGUGCCACAAGAAGAUGAUGAAGGACCGUUACGUGGAGGUGUUCCAGUGCUCCACUGAGGAGAUGAGCUUUGUGCUGAUGGGGGGCACGCUUAACCGCAGCGGCCUCUCACCGCCUCCUUGCAAACUGCCCUGUCUCUCUCCACCAACAUAUGCUGCAUUUUCUGCAAAUCCAGGUAUGCUUCCCACGGAGGCAGCGUUGUAUCAGCCCCCCCUGCUGGCCACUCCAAGAACUCCACAGGGCCCAGCACACAACCCUGCACCUGCUUUAGCCUACUACUCUCCACAGCUCUACAUGAACAUGAACAUGAGCUACACCACCUACUACCCCAGUCCACCGGUCUCUCCCUCCACGGUGAGUUAUUUUGCGGCCCCGCCGGGUUCAAUGGCAGCAGCGGGCCCUGCCCUCCUUCCCCCUCAGCCCGGGGCACUGGUGCGAAUGCAGGGUCUGCCAUACAACGCUGGGGUCAAAGACAUCCUCAGCUUCUUUCAGGGAUAUCAGUACGCUCCUGAAGACUACAGCAGCUUGGUCGGAGUGAGUGAUCAGGGCCGGAGUCUCAUUCAGCCUAAAGAGUGGCUUUGUCUGUAGGGGCAGCCUCUCCAGCUCCAGGCGGACUCUGUGCUCAUGCUGUAUAACUGGAGUGGUCAGCGCAGUGGGGAGGCGCUGGUGACCUUCCCCAGUGAGAAAGCAGCCAGACAGGCUGUAGCCGAAUGCUCCAAUCUUCCCCUCUCCGGCCACCCCAUCCGCCUGGCCUGCUGCGAGUGACCACACACACAGACCACUACACCCCCAGAGGGAGGACCGCACUUCACCUGUCUCACCCCUUUCUCCCUCAUUACCUGUCUUUUGGCUUUCCAGACAGUUGUCCUGUUGUUCUUGACACAAAGUAGGACGGGACCUGACACAGAAGCACUGUAUAUAAGUUUAUAUACACACGGUUAACCAUCUCCGUAGCAUUGCCUCACUGCUUGUGUGUGUGCGCGUGUGAGAUUGUGUGAAAUUGAGAUCAGUGGCAUGCAUGCUAAACUCUUCCUGUGGCUUUUGAUGUCAAGAUCUCUUCUGUCCUAUUUCAAGACUUAAAGUAAAGGUUAUGGAACACGAGGUCUUCCUGUUGUUAUAAACACAGCUGGGCAGUCCAGUCAGGCUGCAGUCCUUGCCUUACACUAGGGAACCAAAGUGCAAUGCAAUACUUAUUUGCCGUUCUGGAUAAACGAAUAUUUUGAAAUAGUGAGAUUGUAAGAAACCAAAUAUAUGCUUUGAGACUGUUAUGCUGCACAUAGGAUUAAAAAAGGGCAUAAUGGUUUUUCCCAGUGUACCUCUGCACUGUUUGGACUUACAGCCUUCAGACUUGUUCCUUAUUUAAUAGAGAUCAGACCAAGUAUGUACUCCAUAGACUUGCAUGAACUGAUUUUUAGUUAAAUCCAUUUGAAAUUGAAUCAUUUUUUUAUUUAAAGUAAAAGAGUUGUUUGUGUGAUCUACAUUCAGUAAUGCUUGUUCUUUAUAUGAAUUGCAUCGAUAGAGGUGUGUAUUCUGUUGCCCCCAGAGUCCUGUGAGAAUGUGCAGACUGAACUGUGCCGAGGUCUUACCUUGUUUUGGACUUUAUAAUGUUUUGAAAUGCGGUCUACGCAUGUUCUUUUCUACCAGGCUGCUUUAAUCGUGAGCUUCAUUUUUUCCCCCAUGACUACAUUACCUGGAGUGCAAUACAAGGCUGAACAAAAUAUCACACCUCUCUGGUAAAAGAAGUGGCCUUUUUCCCCCCCGAAAUGUAUGAAAUGUUUAUGUAUGUGUGUAAAAAAAUGUGACUCUUAGAUGCAACAAAUAAAUUGAUAUUUCUCUGACAUCA